AUGGCUUUAGGCAGUGAGUAAUACAUCUAAAAACUUGGACUUGGGGUGUUUUUUAUGUACUUGUUAUAAGCUGAACAUUACAAUUGUUAUCACUUAAAUUAACAAGCUCGGCUUCGCUGUGUUUGUCCAGAACUCCUGCUGCUCUGCUUGGUAGCCUCUGAGGUCUGGUGUGUUGAGACCAAACCCACAUUUGUGUGUAAUAGAGGCGCCAGAAGGGCUUUCAACAUUGUUGAAGAGGUGAAAAGUGAACUGGUGAGGAUGUGAAGUUGUCUUAAUGCUACUAAAAGACCAAUUUUAGCUUCUCUUUCUCCCCUCCUGAAUCUAAUCUUCUUGGGUUAUUAUCUGUGGUCUCCCUUCAGUCUGCCUCUCUGUAGUUCAUCUGCUUAUCCUGUCUCCUCUGCAGAGUAGCUGUCACAGCUCUGCCAGCCUUUCUACACCAGUUAGGCUCCCCUGUGUUGAGCUCCAUGUAGCCUCUUGGGAAAACAAAUCAGUAUGUUGGCACAUGUAUGAUUCCAAAUAUCUCAGCUCUCAGAUUUCCUCUUCCUUGUAUUUUCUUCUUGUCUUCCUUAAUAAUCUCUGAAACCACUUAUGACUUAUUUUCUUUCUGUAUACCUGCGUGGGUUGUGUUUGCAUUACCACAGCACCAGGAAAAGAGAGGAGACAUAGUUGCAUCAUUUGAGCUUCUUAUUGAGGGUUUGGAGUUUGCGAGGGCUCGGAGCCAGCCAGGAUGCGCCACUUCACUUCUGCAGAGACUGGAGAACAACAUCAACAACUACCUGCUCAUUCUCAGAAACCUCCACCUGAAUGUAAGAUGAUGCUUCUGAAAAAAAUCAAGCAAACAAGCAAGAAAUCCAGUAAACACUCAUUUUAGCAACUUUUUGUUUUUAAUUUGUGAAUAUUAAAACGUCCUGUGUGGUUACAUGUAGUUGAAAUAUGCCUUCUAACCCACAAAUCAAAUUAAAUUAAUCUGGGCUCAGUCCGUCCUCUUCACUCACACUGAAAAACAUCACAACAAACCUAGCCAAGAUCAUCUCAUCAGUAUGUUGAUGAUCAUUCACACAAACUGUGUUGAUGGGUUUUUCUCUCAUCAGUUUGCAUCUGAUUGAGGCACUGAUUAGGCAUUAUCAGUGCUCUCUGGUGUGGAAACAUCCAAGUUUCUCAUAAAUCCAAGAGUUUCUAUGAUAUCUUUGCCCCACGAGUGAUGGUGUAAUGUCAUGUGACCUUUAACUUUCCUUCCUUGGGGUCAGAAGAUGAUAGCAGUGCAUACUUUCCAAGGUAGACAGGGUACAGAUUUGUUAUCAUGCGAUCACUUAAAUGAACUUCUUCUAUAAAGAUUUGUUUUUUACUAGCAGAUCUAAAAAUAAGUGCUGUUAUUUUAGUCUUCACUGUAAGAUGUGAUGUCAAAUCUCCUCUGAUGCAACUUUCAGCCCCCACAUCACUAUUCGUUUUCUCUGCAUUUCUAAACUCUCUUUGUUGUUGUAUUUUCUUUUUAAACCAGCAGGGGUCAGUAGUGAGUCCAGCCCUGUCCUGCGUUCCUCGAAGCACCCACAGUCUCUGCACAGUCCUGCUGCACUACGACCAACUGAUCUCAGGAAAACUGGAGCAUUUCAUCCUUAACCUUGAAGACAGUUGCUAA
Molecule: messenger RNA, 1636 nt
Organism: Xyrichtys novacula (pearly razorfish)
Lineage: Eukaryota; Metazoa; Chordata; Actinopteri; Labriformes; Labridae
Source: the annotation of a GenBank genome assembly